UCGUCAUUUUCAUGGUUUUUCUCAGUUUCAUUUUCGUGUGUGCUGUCAGCCCGUCCAACCCCCAUCCCAAGUCAAUCACCCGCUUUCAGACGUGCACACACUCCCCUCGUGCGGCUGGCCGUGGUGUGUAUCUUCCUAGUAUGCCCCAAGGACGUCUGAUGGGCGAGUGCGGGUGGAUCAAUUAUCCGAUGGAAAUCAUGGCCUAAUCCGACAGACGUCUCAUUUCCAUUGUCGCAGACGUGAGUUUCUGUGGUCAUGCCUGCCUCGAUCACGGAUGAGGCGUUGCGUUCACGCCUACAGAAGCACAACUAUCCCGUCCCGCCCAUUACAUCCUCCACCCGGUCGGUGUUGCUGAAGAAAUUGACCCAGUUGGACGCCCAAAACGGCCCUGCCAAGGCCAAAUCCGCGUCCAUUAGUGGCCGACGGGUCUCGAAUCGAUUGUUAGAAUACAGUUCGGCUGAAGAUGAGGACGAAGGACCACUGGGGGAGAAGGCCGUGAACACGGCCCGUCCCCAGAGACGGGUGUCCAAUAGCUCGAGGAAUGAGAAGAAGAACCAGAGUGCGGUUAUGAGGCCGGGGAAGGUGAAUGGACGCAGUCAACGCUUGAUGAACUAUAGCGAAGAUGAAGAAGAGAACGAGACUCAACCAAAUGGUCAGGACGACGAGGAAUCCGAGGAGGUCGAAGAGGAGGAAGAAGAUGAUGUAGAUGAAGAAGAGGGAGAAGAGGACGACGAUGACGAUGAGGAAGGGAGUGAAAUGGACAACGAUGGUGACGGACGAGUGGAUUUUGGGAUGCAAACCUCACCCGGUCUCGAUUCGACCAUGGAGCAUUCCACCCUCCGAUCCAACGGGGUUCAUUAUCGCGGGAAUCGCUUUGCAGCCAGCACACCUCUGUCCCCCCCUAAGAGCACGGCCGCUUUCAUGAACAAACAUGACACCCCCAAGUACUCGGUCGUCUCUCCCGGAUUGCGACGAACCAUUGCCUCCAAUUCCAAAGAUUUCGGAUCCUUGGGCGAGGCUUUGUCGACUUUGCCCGCGGGUUCGACCAAUUUAUCAUCCAACUCGUCCAACACCCGAAUGAAUAACUCUUCCGCGAACGGCUCCGUGGUCUCUCAAGUCUCGCGCUCGUCCAACCAUAACAACUCGAGUGGUUCCACCACCUCCAAUAACUCUCUAUUGGGUGGAGGCAAAUCCCUUUCCUCGUCGCUCAUCUCCAAGCUCAUCAUUGCCAGUGCUCUCGUGUUCUUUGUCAUUGUCGUGUUCAAGUACGUGAAUCUGAGGCCUUCGCCGAAUCUGGCAGAUCACAUUCCCAUCUGUGGAGUGGACCACGUGCUUCAAGUCUGUGUGGAUCAUCACGAUCGAGAGGAUGUCAUGAAACUCUUCCAAGACAUGCAAUCCAUUUUGUCCGAGCAGAGUGUCAAGUACCUUUGUCGCAACGAAUCGGAUUCGAUGCUAAUGUCGUUUUCCGACCUUACAGAGCAACUCAAAUUCAGCUCGCCAAGGUCGGAUUUAGAGCGCCUUUUGUCCAUACUCAUCGUGAUUCUAGUAGAAAAACCUAAUUGGGGCAUCCAAUUGUUGGAUGCCCAAGGUCAAGUGAUUAGCCAGCCCCAACAUUUAGACUCGCUUCUUCUUGCCAACCCGAAACUAGAUUGGGGAUGUUGGACCAGGUUAGCCCUAAAAGUGGUCUUCCAAUGGUUGGGAGUGGUCUCUGUCUAUGUUUUGGCCGGAUUGAUCCUGUUUGGCUUGAUAUACGGAUUGUACCGAUUGUACGUUUGGCGGAAAGAGCAAAAGCUUCAGGAGAACCAAGAGGUGUUUGAGCUCGUGGAACAGGUUCUUUCCCUCCUGGUGGCUCAACACCAAGUGAGUCGGAGCCAAGGACCUGGUGGAGCUCGUCCUUGGGUGCCCGUGAAUCACAUCCGAGACCAAUUGAUCCCACCUCAAGAUCGCGAGAAGAGACGGAAGAAACGCAUCUGGAGCGCCGUGGUCAAGUACAUCAACCAAUCCGAAUCUCGAGUCCGGGUUGAUGUACAGAAAGUGUUCGCCGAGGAGCACGCUGUCUGGCAAUGGCUGCCCGACAUCCAAUGGAGUCCCAUGAACCAACAUGGCCCUAACCCUUAUCUUAGUCCACAUUCAUCCUUCGUGCACACUCCGCCGGCCUCGCCAAUGCACAACUUGCCUCCAGUCUCGACCACGCCCCAAUGGCAGGGGUCGGCCUUCAGUGUGCUCAACCGAAAUGUGGCUUCGCCGGCCGUGGCUCCCACUAGCUGUGUGAAAGUGCGACACAUGUUCGAUUCUACCGUUCAAAAAUCCGGACCCGGUUGGGUGUGGCAGGUGAAAGAGGAGAUUUUGCGGAGAUGCGCCAACCAGGCCAAGAUUUAUCACGUGGCCGUGGAUAAAGAGAGCCACGAGGGGUGUGUGUACAUCAAGUGUGGGUCCACGGAUGACGCUGGCUCAGUGUUCAAGACCCUACACGGACAAUGGUACCGCGGCCACCUUGUAACCGUGAAGUAUCUCCGAGAGGAGCGAUACCACGAGCGAUUCCCAGAUGCACGUUUCCAGAAGAAUCCUUUGAAACCCCAGACCUAAUAUGAUGCAACAACCAUUGGGCGGAAUAUUGGUUCGAAUAUUCCCUUCAUCCUACCAUUAGUACCUGAAUGACGUAUAUGUUUCCCGACUUCCUUCCUUUGCUAAGAGCAACUCGACACAUCGAUGUCGAUGUUCAUCAUAACAUAUAAAUGUCUGUUUGUCCCCCAUCCAUCUCUCUUUAUCCCAUUUUCCCUUAUUGGCGGAAACGUUGAGUGGAGAGAUUGAACCCGUUUUGGAAAGAACACUGUCAUUUUGCACACUCUUAUAACUAGAGACACAGGGAAAUGCAUUCGCCAUCUUCGUGUUUUUCUCGUUCCGUUUCUCGUUCAAAGGAUGUCCCUUUCCGAUCAUCAACUAACACGUAAUGAUAAGUAUGAAGACGAACAAAGAACGAUAUGCAUUGAAAUGGCAUAUGUACCUGAUUUUCGAUGGACUUUCGCCUCCCCUACUCUCUUAAGAAAAGGAAAUUGUACAAAUGAACACUCAGUUGUUUACUAUGUAUUCUAAACCACGAAAAUAAAUCAUCCCUAACCAAGUUAA
Tigriopus californicus is the source of this 3126-nucleotide messenger RNA. It is a transcript of the gene MAN1, whose product is annotated as inner nuclear membrane protein Man1-like. Gene Ontology annotation, molecular function: chromatin DNA binding. The record is from RefSeq and is a predicted model, not a curated record. NCBI's taxonomy places the organism in Eukaryota, Metazoa, Arthropoda, Copepoda, Harpacticoida, Harpacticidae. Gene Ontology annotation, cellular component: nuclear inner membrane. Gene Ontology annotation, biological process: negative regulation of BMP signaling pathway; nuclear envelope organization. The transcript has 3 exons. Bases 256 to 2586 code for a protein of 776 amino acids.